CGGUGACCACAGGCCUGCCCGCCAGGCACACUGCGGUUUGGGCUGGCCUCGGCAGGCAGGCUGGGUCCCCAGAGAAGCGGGCCAGCGUUACUGGUUGGAGAUGAGCCCGAGGGAAGGUGCGGGCAGGUGGAGGCGGGCCUGGUGGCUUCAGGGCAGGUGCCGGAGUGAGCGGGAGAAGGCGCGGGGCUGAGCUCUGCCCCGGAGGCCAGGUGACGGCGGGCUGCUGCGGGGCGCUGGGGGUCUGGCUCGCCUCCCUCCUGCCGAGCUUCCUUCCGUAAUCGAGGUCUUUCUUAAACUCCUUCUUGUGUGGAAAACGUCCUUCAUGUGACGUGAAUAAAGGAAGUCACGUCGCGGCGCCCCCGCCUCAGUAGCUUUGUGCCGUCCAGCACGGCGGAGGGAGUGCAGAACGACAGGGGAGAGUCCGCGGGGCAGGCCAGUGACCGGGCCCCUGCGUGUGCUCGGGGGACGCUGGUUGUGGAUGUGGACGCCCAUGCCUGGUGUCGUCCCAGGCUGCAGACUGCCCCACCCCCGAGCCCCUGUGAGCCCGGUAUGACAGGGCGCACUGCCCUAGUGGUCGAGGUCUCCCGUGUUGAUUUCUCUUUGAGAUGAGAGAGCAUGUGACGUUUGCUCCUCUUGAUGGGCUCGCCCACAGAUUUUGCUUGAUGUAAACUUUAUGUCCCAAAAGAUUAGAAUCCCUCAGGAGAUAUAUGAGUGUUUUUGAGCCAGUAAAACGGACCUUUGUAAUUUAAAUGAUAGUCUUUCUGCCGAAUGUAGACUUUGUCCUCCUCACGCUAGGAAAAGGGCCAGUGCUGGGUUAGAACUGCUGCUGGGAGCCGGCCGGGGCCUGUAGGUGGGACACCGGGAGCCGGCCGGGGACACCUGUGCCGCUGGGCACCAUCCUGUCCCCGCAGGCCCUUGUGUCUGGAGGGCUUUGGGCACUUGCGGUGGUCGCGGGCCUCCCUGUGUGGCCACCGAGCCAUGACUGGGGCCUGUGACUAGGACUGGGGAGCAGGGGCCGAGGGGGGCUCAGCCGCCCCCCCACCCCCACCCGCACCACCGCCCACUCAGGGCCACGAAAGUUCUCCUGAAGGAGGAGGCUGGGGAAGUUUCCGGCUAGUGUUUCAAGCUUUCUUUAUGUAGUCAGUAUGACAUUAGCAUAACUCUUUUUUCGACUCCACGGUAUUUUCGGUGUUUUCGGAAUUCCUAAUGCUAUUAGGCUGUGGGUAGUAACUGUACAUACGUUUUUCUGAUGUGUUCCGAGAGACGAGACCUUCAAGUUGCCAGUGUUUAAGCUCUUCUCUCUUUUUCUUAUUUCUUUCUCCUCUUUCCUGAUUGCUUAUAAUCGCCCUGUUUCCUGAUCCGAGAGCUGCUUUGCUGUUGGACCUUCUAUAAAUCAGUCAACAAGCACACACACUAAUCAUCCCCGUGGCUGCUGAGCUGCCCCUCAGGCUGGAUUGGCGUCACAUUGGGGGACGAGGCCACUGAGGAACCGAGACAGACUCUUUGAGGGCCAGGGCGUCACUUCAAGAAGCAGCACGGUAGGCUCAGGCAUUCCCUGAGCGCGGCCGCUGGACUAACGAGCUAUGCCCCUGGUGUCGCAGGCCCGGCGAGAUGUAUAGAGCAGGGGACGCGGUGCAGCGUCCGCCUCACGGGCCGGCGCCCCCUCGCCUGAGGAGUGUGGAGGUGGCCAGAGGACGGGCAGGGUAUGGCUUCACGCUCUCUGGCCAGGCGCCGUGCGUGCUCAGCUGUGUCCUGAGAGGGAGCCCCGCGGACUUUGUGGGCCUCCGGGCCGGAGACCAGAUAUUUGCCGUCAACGAAAUCAACGUGAAGAAAGCAUCCCAUGAGGACGUGGUGAAAUUAAUCGGGAAAUGUUCUGGUGUCCUGCACAUGGUGAUUGGCGAGGGCCUCGGCCACGUGGAGUCCUGUUCCAGUGAUGAAGAGGUUGGAUUUUACGAAGGAAAAGGCUGGCUCAAGCCCAAACUCGAUUCGAAAGCGUUAGGUAUAAACAGAGCCGAGAGAGUCGUGGAAGAAAUGCAGUCUGGUGGGAUUUUCAAUAUGAUCUUUGAAAAUCCUAGUCUCCGUGCAAGCAGUUCCGAGCCCUUGAAAUCGAAACAAAGAUCCCUUUCGGAGUCAGCUGCCGCGCGAUUCGACCUUGGACGUGAAAGCGUAAAUCACCCGAAUCCCAACCUGCUUUCUAAGGAGGAAAUAUCAAAAGUUAUGAAUGACGAUUCCGUUUUCAGUAUCGGCCCCGAGAAUCACGAAGAUUUUGCGUUAGAUGCGAGUAUUUUAAACGUGGCCAUGGUCGUGGGCUACUUGGGGUCCAUCGAACUUCCUUCCACGAGCUGCAACCUGGAGUCCGACAGCUUACAGGCCAUCCGUGGCUGCCUGCGGCGCCUGCGGGCGGAGCAGAAGAUCCACUCCCUGGUGACCAUGAGGGUCCUGCACGACCGCGUGCGGCUCUGCACCGACCAGGCUGCCGUCCUGGCCGAGUACCCGGCCGAGAAGCUGGCCUUCAGCGCCGUGUGCCCAGACGACCGGCGGCUCUUCGGGCUCGUGACCAUGCAGACGAGCGACGACGGGAGCCUGGCGCACGAGGACGAGGGCGCCUUGCGGACUUCCUGCCACGUGUUCAUGGUGGAUCCAGACCUGUUCAAUCACAGGAUCCACCAGGGCAUCGCUCGGCGGUUUGGGCUGGAGUGCACGGCCGACCCCGACACCGGCGGCUGCCUCGAGUUCCCCGCAUCCUGCCUGCCGGCCCUCCAGUUCAUCUCCGUCCUGUACAGAGACAUGGGCGAGCUGAUCGAGGGCGUGCGGGCCCGGGCCUUUGCCGACGGGGACGCGGACGCCCACCAGAACACCAGCACCAGCAGCAACAGCGACAGCGGCAUCGGCAACUUCCACCAGGAGGAAAGGAGCAGCCGAGUGCUGGUGGUCGACCUGGGUGCCGGCUCCGGCAGGCACGGCCCCGGCAGCGGCGGCGGCUGGGAGGGCGCGGGCGGGAGGGGCUCCCAGCCCCGGGGCGCCCCCUGGGGCGGGGCCUUCUGCCUCGACCCCGAGGGGGGCCCCCCGUUCGAGGCCGCCCCGCAGGCGGACAGGUGCCGGGACUUCGGUAAGCACCUAGGGCCCGCCGCUCACGUGGAGCUGCCCCCGGCCUCCUCGCGGAGCUCGGUCCCCCCUUCCAAGAGGGGUGCCGCGGGCCAUGGCCAGCGGUGGCUUCCGGUGCACGUCCUGCAGGAGUGGCCGUGCGGACACGCCAGUGACCAGGAGUCGUACACGGACUCCACCGACGGGCGGUCCAGCGUCAACUGCGGCACGCUGCCCCCGCCCAUGAGCAAGAUUCCCGCGGACCGCUACCGGGUGGAGGGCAGCUUGGCACAGGCCCCGCUGAGCACCCAGAAGAGGGACUGGCCCAGGAAGGCCUUUGGGGUGCAGAACCUUUUCGGCCCCCAUCGACAAGUUAGAAAGACUAAGGAGGACAAAAAGGGCUCAAAGUUUGGGCGGGGAGUUGGACGCACUCAGACUUCUCAGCGCGCUUCUGCUCGGAGAUCAUUUGGAAGAUCCAAGAGAUUUAGUAUCACUCGCUCCCUUGAUGAUCUUGAGUCUGCAACUGUAUCUGAUGGUGAGCUGGCCGGCGCUGACCUGAAGGACCGCGCGAGCGACCACAGCCUCAGCAGCAAUGCCAGCCUCCCCAGCGUCCAGAGCUGCAGGCGCCUGCGCGAGAGGAGGGCCGCCAGCUGGGCCGUGUCGUUCGAGCGCCUUCUGCAGGACCCUCUUGGCGUCCGCUACUUCUCUGAUUUCCUAAGGAAGGAAUUCAGUGAAGAAAACAUUUUAUUCUGGCAGGCCUGUGAAUACUUUAACCAUGUUCCUGCACACGACAAGAAGGAGCUCUCCUACAGGGCCCGCGAGAUCUUCAGCAAGUUCCUGUGCAGCAAGGCCACCACCCCCGUCAACAUCGACAGCCAGGCCCAGCUGGCAGAUGACAUUCUCAGUGCUCCGCACCCCGACAUGUUCAAGGAGCAGCAGCUCCAGAUUCCCAGUUACGUCUGGUUUCACUCUUAUCUAACAAAGCGGGGCCCGUCCAGGACCGCCCGGGAGAUGCCCGGAGUCUGCUCCUGGUGCCGACUUCCCAUCUUCAACCUGAUGAAGUUCGACAGCUACACGCGCUUCCUCAAGUCCCAGCUGUACCAAGAGUGCAUCCUGGCCGAGGUGGAAGGCCGCUCGCUCCCGGACGCACAGCAGGUGCCCAGCAGCCCGGCCUCCAAGGGCAGCGUCAGCUCAGAGCACUCCGGCGUGUCCACGCCCAAGAAGUUGAGUGGAAAAUCGAGAUCAGGAAGAUCCCUGAAUGAAGAGCUGGGGGACGAGGACAGCGAAAAGAAACGGAAAGGAGCAUUCUUUUCCUGGUCCAGGACCAGGAGCACCGGGCGGUCGCAGAAGAAGAAGGAGCACGGCGACCACGCAAACGAACCCCUGCACGCCAACGGAGGCCUGGGUCGCCGCGAGUCACAGGGCUCCGUGUCCUCCGCGGGGAGCCUGGACCUGUCGGACGCCUGCAGGACCUCGGUGCCAGAGCGGGACAAGGCGGCCAGACACUGCAGCGUCCAGCUCCCCGACGGGACGUCCUGCGUGGUGGCGGUCCAGGCGGGGCUGUCCAUCAAGGAGGUCCUGGCUGGGCUCUGUGAGCGACACAGCCUCAACGGGGCGGCGGUGGACCUCUUCCUGGUGGGCGGGGACAAGCCUCUGGUGCUGCACCAAGACAGUAGCAUCCUGGAGUCUCGGGACCUGCGGCUGGAAAAGCGGACUUUGUUUCGGCUGGAUCUGGUCCCGAUCAACCGGUCGGUGGGACUCAAGGCCAAGCCCACCAAGCCCGUCACGGAAGUCCUGCGGCCCGUGGUGGCCAAGUACGGCCUGCACCUGAAUGAGCUGGUGGCCAGGCUGAGUGGAGAGAAGGAACCCCUGGACCUCGGCGCCCCCAUAUCCAGUCUGGACGGGCAACGGGUCAUCUUGGAGGAGAGGGACCCCUCCAGAGGAAAAGAUAAACAGAAAAGUGCACCAGUCAAACAGAAUAUAGCUGUAAAUUCCAGUUCCAGAAAUCACUCGGCUACGGGAGAGGAGAGAACACUAGGCAAGUCUAAUUCUAUUAAAAUAAAAGGAGAAAAUGGAAAAAAUGCUAGGGAUCCCCGGCUUUCAAAGAGAGAAGAAUCUAUUGCAAAGAUUGGGAAAAAAAAAUAUCAGAAAAUUAAUUUGGACGAAGCAGAGGAGUUUUUUGAGCUCAUUUCCAAAGCUCAGAGCAACAGAGCAGACGACCAGCGCGGGCUGCUAAGGAAGGAGGACCUGGUUCUUCCCGAGUUCCUGCGUCUGCCCCCCGGCCCCUUGGAGCUGGCCCUCCCCCCGCCCGCCGCGGCUAAGGGCCUCGGCAAGAGAAGCUUCACCAGCAACGGCAAGGAAAAGGCUCCCCGGGCCCAGGAGCCGUGGGGGCCCGUCCGAGACUGCCACGAGAGCCCGGGGACGAGCCCCAGCUCGGCCGACAGCCCACCUUUCAGUGCCCCCCAGACCCCCACGCCCCACGCCCAGGAAGCCGAGGCCGGGGGCGUCCAGACCAUGGAGGGCGAGCACGUGGCCGACCUGACGCUCACGGGGGAGGGGGACAUCAGCAGCCCCAACAGCACUUUAUUGCCGCCAACCCCCACCCCGCAGGACUCGGCCGGACCUCCGAGACCAGGAGGCGGAGCGAGAGGCAGCCAGGGCCUCCCAGUCAACACCAUCAUCGACGUGGACCGCGUUGCUGGCUUGGCACCUGGGCCAGGCAGCAGCAUCCCCAGGGUGCGGAUGGGCCCCCAGAGGUCACGGGCCAGUGGGCCCCUGACCUCGGACCUCCCUAGCCCGAGCCCCGUCCCAGGUGGGCCUGCCAAGCCCAAGGCCGGCCCACACCGCGCGACCUUCGUCUGAGGCUGCCCCGAGGCCCGACCCCGAGUCUGAGCUUCCCCACCUGGACACGUGUGCAGAGGCCCAUGAUCUCGUGGGGACAGCCCCAUAUCAUCUUGAGGGCCUUGGAGGGGCCACCUUGGCCGCCACACCUUCGGGAGCCAAACCAGGAGAGGGCAGGGGGGCCCGGCCUCGGAUGCUGGCCACAGCUGGCUCAGCGGGUUCCUCGGACCCUGUCCCCUGCUGCCCCUUGGCUCCGGCCUUCCCUCAAUAAAUCAACUUUGG
This is a messenger RNA of Panthera uncia (snow leopard), 6207 nucleotides long. It is a transcript of the gene RGS12, whose product is annotated as regulator of G protein signaling 12. Bases 1612 to 5946 code for a protein of 1444 amino acids. The transcript has 20 exons. Gene Ontology annotation, molecular function: protein binding; GTPase activator activity. NCBI's taxonomy places the organism in Eukaryota, Metazoa, Chordata, Mammalia, Carnivora, Felidae. Gene Ontology annotation, biological process: signal transduction. The record is from RefSeq and is a predicted model, not a curated record.